CUAUGUGGGCUCUGAGCCAAGGCGGUAGGACGGAGUUUGAACCGCUGCAGCGCACUCUGACAUAACACUUCGGUGUGUUUUUUUUUUCACGGCUGUGCGUGGACACUUUGAAAACUUACCAGAAAAGUAUCACCGGUGAUGCGUAAAACCAGUUGGGCCUUUUACGCGCACGGUUUGAGACACGUAGGAUGAAGGGAACGGUUUGCGGUUUUCUUCCCUGCUCGUUUUUUCCUGCAGUUUUUGGAAUAUAGCUGGGAAAGUCUUGGGUCAUGCAGCGUGUCAACAACCGUGCGUAUAUUUUUUCCUCCGUGGUGGGCCAGGGGAGGAGAUGAGCUCUCAGGAUGGGACUGUGUCUCGGUACCGAAGUUACAGAGGAGGAGAAGAAGGCGAGGACGCACAGCGCCAAGAUAGACCGAGACCUGUACGAGUAUGCCAAACGGGAGAUGAAUGUGGUUAAAAUACUCCUGCUAGGUGCAGCUGAAAGUGGGAAAAGCACUUUGGUGAAACAGAUGAAGAUCAUCCACAGCAACGGAUUCACCAAACAAGAGCUGAGCAGCUUCAAGCCAGCAGUGCUCGAUAACCUCUUGACCUCCAUGAAGUUUGUCCUCCAUGGCAUGGGUGUCCUCCGCAUCAACCUGGCCAACAGUAGGAACAAGGUCCACGCCCAUUCUGUCCUGUCAUGUGGGCGGUGUUUUGAUGAAGAACAGGUGUUGUUUCCUUUCCUGAGCCACGCCCUGUCCUGUCUGUGGGCCGACCAGGGGGUCCGGGCUGCUGCCACCAGGGGAUAUGAGUAUGAGCUGAAUGACUCUGCACUGUAUUUCUUUGAGAACAUGACCCGUAUCACGUCUUCAGACUACGUGCCCACAGAGACAGACGUUCUGCGAGUACGACUGAGGACGACUGGCGUGAUUGAGACGCAGUUUAAAGUCAACCACCUCAUAUUCAGGAUGUACGACGUCGGAGGCCAGAGAACUGAACGGAGGAAGUGGAUCGGUUGUUUCGAGGAUGUCAGGGCGGUGUUGUUUGUGGUGUCUCUCAGUGGUUACGACAUGACCCUGGUGGAAGACCCUUCAAUGAACCGUUUGCAGGAGAGCAUGAAGCUCUUCUCCUCCAUCUGCAACAACAUUUUCUUCCGCAGCACAUCCAUGAUUUUAUUCAUGAACAAGAUAGACCUCUUUCAGGACAAGAUCUUACACUCUGGAAGGCACCUGCGUUUGUACCUGCCACAGUUUAAAGGUGCAGACUGUGAUGUCGACUCGGCCGCUCGCUUCAUCGCCGCCACUUUCGUGUCACUCAACGACACGCCCAGCAAACUCAUCUACCACCACUUCACCACGGCGACAGACACCUCCAACAUCCAGGUGGUCUUCCAGGUUGUGAUGGACACGAUAAUUAAAGAGAACCUGGAGGCUGUGUCGCUGCUGUGACAGCCAGUGGAGGUCUGGGCACAUGGAAUCAAAUACUUUUUUGGAUGACUAAAACUCAAACAUGAAGAUGAAAACCAUUUCCAGCAUCUCUAAAUCUACUGUUUUAUCUCAUGAAGUGUGAAUGGGGAGCUCGAAUGCUCUUCACUACUGUUGCAUUUCAUCCCCUGCGAAGCUGCUUGUCCCUGACUCUUGAAAACUAUAACAAAACACAUCGAAGGAAAAGAACCACUUGGCUUUGUGUUUACAAUAAAGGGCAUUUUUGUACUGUACUAUAAAACCCAAUUAGACUUUAAACAUUGACUUUGCUCAUUUCAACACUCGAUUUAUGCUGUUUAUUUGCCCACCUCCGCCUGUGCAAGUAUGUGGGCAGGACACAGAGGAAGUGAGGAUUUACUGUUUGUUCGUUAGUUCCUCUAAGCGGUGUUCACUCAUGCAUACCAUCAUGUGUUUUCCCCUCAUCCAUCACUUUGUCUCUGCUGAGCCCAAGCACAUUAUGUGCGUCACCCCCUUCUAAUGAAGCCUUGAUCACCUUAAAAGCACCUCAGUUUGUUUACUCACCAGGAGCUGAAAUCACCCACGAUCCGUUCAUUUCAGUCAGCGCCUUCACUCUUCCCCUGACUCUCACAUGUAAACGAUGAUCCUGGAAAACUGUAAUAUCCCAUUAUAAAAUGGGAAGAAUGUUUGUAUGGAUGCUGCCAAAUCAUAUCCCCGAAGGUUCCAGCUUUACUGGUUAAUUCCCCUCCAUUUAUCUCCAAUGAUUUUUGCUUCAACAUUUAAAACACAAUGCACUCAUAAAGCCUCAUUUCUCCAUCUUCUACAUGUCUUUGCAUGGCAUUAACUUAGCUGGAGUCUGAAGGCUCCCCUGAGCAGCUGACUUAUCACAGCACAGUGUUGGUUCUUCAGUAAUAAACAUGAUACAGUGAUGGUU
Molecule: messenger RNA, 2355 nt
Organism: Sphaeramia orbicularis (orbiculate cardinalfish)
Lineage: Eukaryota; Metazoa; Chordata; Actinopteri; Kurtiformes; Apogonidae
Gene: gnav1
Product: guanine nucleotide binding protein (G protein) alpha v1
Exons: 9
Coding region: 342-1427 (361 amino acids)
Biological process (GO): Rho protein signal transduction; adenylate cyclase-modulating G protein-coupled receptor signaling pathway
Cellular component (GO): cytoplasm; heterotrimeric G-protein complex
Molecular function (GO): guanyl nucleotide binding; GTPase activity; G protein-coupled receptor binding
Source: RefSeq, a predicted model, not a curated record